CACUGACACAAAGAAGCUGUUGGAUUAAAAGAAGAAUAUUGAUGUGGUGACUCAUUACACAUUUGGACUGCUGGCCCUGACUUCCUCACAAUGAGCCUCACAGAGCUUUCGCCCAUGGCUGCUACAACACCGUCUCCCAUGGUGAUCUCUGUUUUGCCUACCUUCGACUCCGACAACUCUGUCACUGAUAACCUGGAGUUCCAGUACCAGAAUGGUGCUUCAUUACCGGGCCCUAAGCCCAGCCAGGAGGGCCUCAACAUGAGGUCAAACAAGCCACCGCCAUUGCACACCGGUGCUGACUGGAAGGUCAUCCUCCACCUGCCAGAGAUUGAGACGUGGCUGAGAGAGACCAGUGAGCGAGUCAGUCAGUUGGCCCACUCGGUGGGAGAAGAUGCAGAAAACAGACAUGUGGAUGUUCAUCUGGUUCAACUUAAGGACAUCUUUGAGGACAUCUCUGACCAUGUGGAACAGAUUCAUGCCUUGCUGGAAACAGAGUUCUCUCUGAAACUGCUGUCCUACUCCGUCAGCGUUAUCGUUGAUAUCAGGACAGUGCAGCUGCUGUGGCACCAGCUGAGAGUGUCAGUUCUGGUUCUGAAAGAGCGUCUGCUACAGACUCUUCAGGACUCAAACGGAAACUACACGAAACAGACUGACAUCCUGCAGGCCUUCAGACAUGAACAACAACAGACUGGUCUGGAUGAUCUGACGGAGGUGGAUGACUGUGGUCAGCUGACCAUCCGCUGCAGCCAGGACUACUUGUCUCUGGAUUGCGGGAUCACUGCCUUUGAACUGAGUGACUACAGUCCCAGUGAGGAAACUGAGGCUCAAGUAGUUGACUCAGUGGGUGAGAACUCUUCCCAGCAGCAGGUACCUCUACAACCUGGAGACCUAAUCCUGGAGGUGACACAAACUGAGAGCGAAGUAUCAAACCAGGACAGUUUACCUCAACUCAUCAGCAAUGUGGACAUCCAGAGGACCGCCCACAGAGUCUCGCUUAACCAUGUCCACUCUCCAUCAGUAAUAUUCACAAUGCAAAAUGACAUGUCCAAUCACAGUGAAAGUGUGAAACGCCCCCUACAGGGCAAAAGCUAUAGCAGCGAUGUCCCACUGUCACAGCCAUCGCUGCCGAAGAGAGCUGCUCUGUUCUCAGAUUGUGGAACCAGAGUGAAGGAUUCAGAUUGGCGAUUGGGAAAGGUCAACCCACACUGCAUCCUCCAAGUCAACCCUGAGCUGAGCCAUAGUUCUCCCUCUGUGAUGGAACAAGAAGACUGUUCCAGGUUUUGGUUGGACCUCGACUCAGUUUAUCCAGAAAAUGUGUCUCACUCCUGUGACAGCCUCCAGGUCAUGAACUGGCGAAACCUUCAGACAAGCUGUGAGAAUUCCAGGCAAGGAGGAGGUCCAGAGGGGAGCACCCAGAUAUCAGUAAACGAUCAGAAGUUCCUGUCUGGGGCCUCAGUGACAGCAGACGACCCCAAACAUCACCAGGAAUCCUGUCAGGACAAAACGUCAAUUUGCGUAAGAGGACAAACAAACAGCAGGAAGGACAUUGACUUCUCGUGCUCUUCUUCGUUGAGCGUGCAGCACCUCUCCUUGGACAUGGACCCGUCUGCAGAGGAGUCUGAUCCUCGACCUCCCCAUCGCAAGACAGAGAUUCUUAUCUGCCAGGAGCAAAAUGCAGAGCAACAGGCCCACAUUUCCAGCCCGCUCAGGGAACACUGGUAUGGCUCAGAGGAAUUCCUUGCUCUUCCUGCUCAGCUUUGUCAGAUGGAGAUUUUGGAUCUGAACCUGGAAUCUCAGACUCUUUCUCUGGGCAGCUUGUGCAUUUCCUGCGAGGAAUGUCCGAUUCCCAUUUUUAUCUCCAAUCCCUCACAAAUCCUAAUCUCAUUUUUCCUUUGUGAUGUGUUUUUGUUGAAUUCUGGACAGUGUCACCACAAGGCUUUACAGGAUGUGGAUGACUGGGAUUUGAAUGAAAUCAGUCCUGAGUGGGACUUAAGAGAUGGUGCAGGAAGUGGGAAGGUUGUUAGGAAGGAAGCAGAAGAGCUCUCACCAGAAUUACUGCAGCCUCCACAGGGACAAGACCUUUUCCAUCUGGGCCCUGAUUGUUGGAGUGACAUAGAGACCGGUCAUUUAAGUGACGUGCUCUCUGAGGAAGAGCAAGACCGCAUAUCUGCAGACUGCUGCCUGCAGCUGCAGCCAGGUGUUGUAACUGUGGUCCAACAGCUGCUGGAGGACAUUCAGAGUCAGGACAAAGACCCAGAUGUCUGGAAGAAGAUUGAGUCUUUUGUGCGGCAGUUGGACAGCUUCAUCUCUUGGCUCCAAGUGGCAUUGGACAGUACGGAGAACUGGACGCCGCCGAGACAGGAUGUGGACAGUCUGAAGGCUUACCUGGACACACACCUGAGCUUCAAGAUGAAUGUGGACAUUCACAGCGCUCUGAAGGAAGCCAUAAUGGAAGAAGGACGAGUGCUGCUCAGCAUCAUCACCUCCAGCCAGUCAGGUCUGAAAGAGAUCCUCUUGAUGGUUUCCAGCCAAUGGGAGCAGCUGCAGCGGCAGAUUCGCCGCCAACAUGGCUGGAUGCUCCACACCCUUCACUGCAUCCAGGCCCGCCUCCUUCACAGUGACCAAUCACAGCAGCCCAUUACACUUCCUGGAGAGCUGUCAUCCAAUCAGCAAGCUCCAUGUCCACUGGGUGGGCUUAAGGUGCAGCUGAUUUUGGAUCAGAACCAUGUCCACAGAGACACCAUUGAGCAAAUGGUCAACACACUGAGCAGUGUGCAAUACCCAUCAUCUACCAGCAGGAGGUGGUGCAGUCAGCUGACCAGAAACAACAGUGUGCAGGAGGUCCAGGCAGAGUACCAGGAGCUCUGGGAUUGGCUGAUGGACAUGGAUGCCAUGGUAGCAGACAGCCACCAAUUGAUGAUGUCAGAGGAACAAAAACAGCUCCUCUACAAGAGCAGUCUGUCUGAGAUGAUGAUGAUGGACAGCAAGAGGUCUGGUCUGAUGGAUCAGGUCGAAUCCCUGAAGAGGGUUGGUGCCGAACUGCCGAGCAACUUCCAGCACAAACUCCACAACCUGACACACAAAUGGGCACAGCUGAAGAAAAUCCUCUCAGUUGAUUCUGGAGUGGGUCCUUUCCAGUGGAGGCCACCUUCAUCAGCCAUUACAAGCUGCCCUUUGGUUGGUGGGCCAAAUGUUACCACAAGCAGCACUCAGUCUGCCGCAUCGCUGCAGAUGAGCUCUCUGCUGGAGCAGCUGGAGGCUCGUAUCAAAGAGCUGAAGGUUUGGCUACGAGACACUGAGCUCCUGAUCUUCAACUCGUGCCUCAGCCAGGAAAAAGACAGUGCCGAGCAACUACUGUGCUUCAAGUCUCUGUGCGCAGAUAUACGAUCCAGGCGCCGAGGAGUUUCUUCAGUUUUGAAGCUCUGUCAGAAGCUGCUGCAGCAAAGUCUGUCUGGCUCUGUGGCGAAGGUGGACCCAGAUGUGGAGCAGCACCAGGAGGCUCUCCAGCUGCUGUCUAUCAACCUGGAGAGGAGGUGGGAAGCGAUUGUGAUGCAGGCGCUGCAAUGGCAGAACAGACUGAAGCGAGAGCUGCAGGUCAGAGCACUGAUGGUUCCUGGGAGCUUUUUAGGACAAGGUCUAGACCUGGUCCAGAGCAACCAGGUAUCAGUGACCCCAGGAACCUUGGCAUUAGAUGAGACCUGGGAAUGGGAUGAGAUGGAUAUAACAUCAAAAGCAGAACCAGACCUGAUGCAGGACCUCCCCACAAAACCCAAGCUGUCUUCAGAUGGCAUUCUCUCAAAUGGCAAUCAUUGCACUGGAACAACAGUAUCCACUCAUCGAUGUCCUGAGACCAUUUCCCAUACGAGCGGAGAGCCUUCAACUGAGAGUCAACACUGUGCGGCCUCACGACGUGAUUCCCGUGACAACAAUACCACCUACCAGGUUUACAGCCUUCAUGAUGUCAAGUUAUACAGACGACCUCAAUUUCCGUACGUGCCGUCUUCAUCACACAAAACAAAAGUCAGUAAACAGCAACUCCUGGAAAAGAGUCUCAGUAAGGACUCCUCCUUUUCCUCCAUUGAAUCCAUCCCAGACCUCCUGGGUGGUUUGGUGUCACAUGGACAUAGAGGUGAGAGUACUGUGGGAUACCGAUACAUGGAGACCGAGCGGGAUGGCGGUCGAGGAAGUGGCCAGUCAAUCAGUAGUCAACAGUCAGAGAGUGAGAGUGGGAUUGUCAGCGAUACGGGAGACACAGAGACAAACUCUGAAAUCCAGGGACAGGAUGAGGAACAAGAAAAUGGAAGUGAUAAAACUGAAAGUUUGAGGAAAGGUGAUUUAAUGUCUGAUGAAAAAAGUGAGAUAGGGAAUGAGAGGAAAGAGGAAAGUGGAGCCAAUAGGAGAGCAAAUGGAGACAAAAAGUCAGAGAAUAAGCAAAGUAGCUACAGUAGAGAAGAAUCUGAGGCAGGUGAGAUGCUCAUAAAUGGUCGUGGCUUCUCAAAUCACUACGGGUCACAGAGUUCCAGCAUGAAGUUCAAAGUUGAUACUCCAUCUAAUGUCAGCCGCUGCCCAUCAACACCAUUGUUAUCUCAGAGCUCCUCUCUGGAAUCUCUGUUGGCUCUCGGUGUAGAGUUAUUUCCAUCCAUGAAAGAUUCUCCUCACUGCAGCCCAUCUCUGGACAGCAUCCUGCUUCCAUGUAGUAGCACUAAUCAGGACGACACUGGCUGCCUCUCCAGCCUUGGGGAGUUAGAUCUGCAGCAGCGCACAGAGAUCAAGACUGUUGAGGAUGUGCAAGUAGAACGGUCUUCUGGAGAGCUAAGUAGGAGAACCCUAGACCUCCUGAAAUGCUUGGAGAACAUCCAGAGACCUGUGGCAGGGCACAUGACCCGUAGUGUUUCUGAUAUGACACUUUGCAGAAACUCACCACGGUGGUGCAGACUCCCCGUGUCACCCAACUUUGACAGACGCCGCUGCCUGCUCUCUGGAGCUUUGGGUUCCUCCUGUAAAGGGUCACCAUCAUUGAGCAACAGCUCAGCCACAGCAUCGCUGACAGAACUGGACAACAAUGAAGACUCCACUCCAGGGACUGAAGAUUUUGUCGUGCUGAAAAACCAGCAGCAAUGCUUGCUGGACCCAGCCAUGGCAACCAAUGCUAACUCAGUGUAUUACAGGAAACGCUGCCAUGGAAACGGUCAAGGAGGACAUGGAUUUGAUGACUUGGAUGUAGCGAGUUUAAGCAUGGUGGUGAAUGUGUCCUGUACCUCAGCGUGCACGGAUGAGGAUGACAGUGACCUCUUAUCUUCAUCCACACUGACACUUACAGAGGAGGAACUUGGUGUGCGAGACGGUGAGGACGAGGACGAACUCAGUGGUUUCUCCUCUGGUAAUGAAGAUAAUGAUGAAGUGAUGAUGGAGCGUUCUUACGUGUUGCAGAACUGGAUGAGACCUCCUCUCCGCAGCACCUCCUCUAAAGCAGAGAUGGGACUUCGGAAUGAGUUGCAGUGUGGGACCAAGUUGUCCGUCUCCUCCUCCUCCGUGUCCUUUUCUCAGAGCAUGCUGCGUGGCGGUUUUCUGUCCCACGCAGCUAGACAGUCAACAGAAACCAAAAAGACUAAGGAGAACAAUGAGGAGACAACAAGGAGCUAUGUCAGCCUCUUAUCAGAUGACCUGGAGAACGGGAACAUCGAUCAGAGCUGUGCAAGUGCGAAAGACGAGGGCGAUGAUCUUCUACAAGACGAAUCAAGUGUGUUCGUAAAGAAAGGAGAAUCGCUCAGGGAGGGGAACACGCUCCCCCAAACAGAUGAGUCAGUUUAUGACAUGAAGAUAACACCAGUUCCACAGUCUCUGUCACGUGACCUUCUGUCCUUUACAUGUAGUCGGGCUUCCUCAUUGGCUGAUCAGCUCAGCGAGGAGUUACCAUGCCACCGCUCCUCCAUCCCCUCCCCUCCUUCCCUCUCAUCAUUUGAGGAGGGCAGAUCCCAUGAUGCCUUGCUCCACGAAAGAGUGGCAGGUGGAGGGCGGAAGGCUAUCACCAUUCAGGAAAACUUCAAGUUCUCCGCGGUUGUGAAAGAGGAAAGCCGGCAAGAAGUACGAGAUAAUAAAUUGCCACUGCCUCCCAAAAAACGACACAUUCCUCAUUGCUGCAGCCAUCUUUCCUCCACCACCACCACCUCCUCUUCAUCCCACCAUCCACACCCCACAGAGGAGAAGGAGCAUAACAUAGUCAUGGAAACCACUGGUGAGAACGGAGCUGAAGCUUUAAACCAGCCCAAAACCAGCAUACUUCUAGGAUCCACUUCACUGGCUCAGGUGCUGGAACGCUCCCGUCGGCCUCUGCAGCUCAGAGAAGGAGAUUUCUACUCCUACCUGUCUCUGUCCUCACAUGACAGUGACUGUGGGGAGGUCACUCAGUUCUCCGUGGACAAGACGUCCACCCCAGAAGUAUCCAGCGUCACCCCGCCACCCGGCCCCAGGAGCCCCAAACCCGAGCUGACCCCUGAAGCUGAGUCCAGGAACAGCCUGAGUGAUGUAACACCAGUGGACGUCCAGAGUGUGGCCCCGCCCCUCAGCCCGGAUAUCAGGGACGAGGAGACGCUGUUUGCAGCCUGUACAGAGGAGGUCUACCUCGGACCGCCACUUUGCUACAGCAUGGUGCUGACCGCAAAGCCCCGCAGGUCUCCUCCCAGCCUGGUCUUUCUGUCCAGUUCAGACCUGAACCACAAUCAGAAUAACUUUUUUUGUGCUUCAUGUUUGGCCUCUGCUCCCUUACAUCACAAUGCUGCCAGCGUCAAACACAGACUCUCCACAGAGCAACAAGUGUCCAGUGUAGUAUUUAGUGCCCCCCUGUGGUGGUUGGAUGGAAAUGAAAAUGAGCGACUGUGGAGCUCAGACUCGCCUCUGAAUUUGCGACCCGUUUCUUCCUGGAAUCGGAUUGUGUCAGAUCAUUCGUUUAAGUGGAAACACAAACUUUCUGAGCAGCUGGUCCCAUCGAGCGGCGUGUCCUCCUGCAGCAUCCUCACAGGAAGUGUGGCCUCGCUGCAGGAGGAGAGGCCUCGUAAUGAGGGGCCUCCUUAUCUUAAUCCCCGGGUGCUUGUCUCCCUGAUGGACUCCUCCACUGCCGCCGCCAAAUGUUUGGCAGAUACUAAAACGCUAGAAUCCAAUAUGGACCCCAUAAUGACCAAGAUAAGCGUCUGCAGCGCUGCUACAAAUCUCAAAGAGCCCGCCACCACCACCACAAGUACUAAUCCCAAAAUUAACUGCUCCCUGAUGAGAGACGCCGAUAGGUGGAGGAGGAGGAGGAGGAGGAGCAGCGGCGGCGGCAAGCGGAGCAGCUGUAAAGCAGGUUAGUGUUACAGGUAUUAGUCUGAUCCGCUGCCACAGGAUAUCAUACCUUAAGAGAGCGCUUUAGUCUUUGCUGCAGGAAUUAGUCUGCACCACUAUCACAGAACAUUGUUUUCAUUUAUUAAAGUCGCCGAUCUUCACAAAAUG
This is a messenger RNA of Thalassophryne amazonica, 7485 nucleotides long. It is a transcript of the gene akap6, whose product is annotated as A kinase (PRKA) anchor protein 6. Lineage: Eukaryota; Metazoa; Chordata; Actinopteri; Batrachoidiformes; Batrachoididae. The record is from RefSeq and is a predicted model, not a curated record.